Messenger RNA from Acomys russatus (golden spiny mouse), 1356 nucleotides. RefSeq names its product NADPH oxidase organizer 1 (gene Noxo1). Lineage: Eukaryota; Metazoa; Chordata; Mammalia; Rodentia; Muridae. Gene Ontology annotation, molecular function: protein binding; phosphatidylinositol binding; superoxide-generating NADPH oxidase activator activity. Gene Ontology annotation, biological process: superoxide anion generation. Bases 182 to 1231 code for a protein of 349 amino acids. The transcript has 8 exons. The record is from RefSeq and is a predicted model, not a curated record.
AGUCUUCCUAUGAUGAACCUUAGAUUUUGUGCUUGAAGAACCAGGAAACUGAAACAUUUCCAGGAGGGUGUUAGCUCCGUAGGGACUCCCUCCGCUUAGGGCAGUGUCGGGGAAUUCCACUUCACUUCUUCCGGAUGCUCAGAAACCCUUUCAAGCACUUUGUGGGAAGCCAUCCACAACCAUGGCAAAUCCAAGACACCCAGUAGCAGGCCAUGCUGUAGCCCUGGUGCAGAUGGAGCGACUCCAGACAUUUGCCUUCUCCGUGUGCUGGUCAGACAACAGUGACACCUUUGUUCGCAGGAGCUGGGAUGAGUUUAGGCAGCUCCAGAAGAUCCUUAAGAAAACCUUCCCAGUGGAGGCGGGCCUGCUACGGAGAUCUGAAAGAGUUCUUCCCAAACUUCCUGAUGCUCCACUGCUGACACGUCGGGGGCACACUGGCCGAGGUCUGGUCCGUUUGCGGCUGCUGGACACCUAUGUACGGGCACUGCUGGCAACCUCAGAGCACAUACUGAGGAGCUGGGCACUCAGUGACUUCUUUGCCCCCAAGCCUCUGGAUCUGGAGCCAGGGCUGCCUCCUGGCAGCCUGGUGAUCCUGCCCACACCAGAGGAGCCAUUAUCCCAACCUACAGGCAGCCUCGCCAUUCACAGCCUGGAGGCUCAGAGCAUGCACUGUUUGCAGCCUUUCCACACCCGUGACACUAGAGACAGGCCUUUCCACACUCAGGCUCAAGAAAUUCUGGACGUAUUACUACGGCAUCCUUCAGGCUGGUGGCUGGUGGAGAACAAGGAGCAACAGAUAGCCUGGUUCCCAGCUCCCUACCUGGAGGAUGAAGCCCCAGGCCAAGGCCAGAAGUCAGGCCUGACUUUGCAAGGCACUGGGAGGCAGUUCUGUGCUACCCAGGGCUAUGAGGGCAGUUGCACCGAUGAGCUCUCUGUGCCCUCAGGGGCACGUGUGCACGUGCUGGAAACCUCAGACCGUGGCUGGUGGCUGUGCAGGUACCAUGGCCGGGUUGGCCUGUUCCCUGCGGUACUGUUGCAGCCCGAAGGCCUGGGCUCCCUCCUGGGCAGGCCAGGGCUCCUGGACAGCGGUGAGGAAGGCAAAGUGGCCGAGGACAGGAUUGCUGCCCCUGUGGUACCAACUCGCCCCUGUAUGAGUGCCAUCCAGAGGCGAUGCUGCUCCGUCACCCGCAGAGCACUGCGACAGGACCAAGGGACCCAGGCUCCCCCUUGAAGAAAUAUUUGUGUGGCCCUGCAGAGAGGGGUCCAGACCUGCCAAGGGAGUGGGUUGAGGGUGGGGCUGUACGGCUGGCAGGGUCGGGUGGCAGCAACGUGCUAUUUCCUCUAAAUAAAACUGGA